GGUAAAGCAGCAGGAGAGUGUGGUUUUCUCGCACAUCCAGGGAAAGCAUGAAGUUGUUGAUUCUGGUGGCUCUGUUCGGGCUCAGCCUUGCCCAGCACAACCCUCACACCAAGCAUGGAAGGACAGCCAUUGUCCACCUGUUUGAGUGGCGCUGGGCCGACAUUGCUGCAGAAUGUGAGCGCUUCUUGGGUCCUAAUGGCUUUGGUGGAGUUCAGAUCUCCCCUCCAAAUGAGCACAUUGUGAUUAACAAUCCUUGGAGGCCCUGGUGGCAGAGAUACCAGCCAAUCAGCUACAACCUGUGCUCCAGAUCUGGCAGCGAGAACGAGCUGAGAGACAUGAUCACCAGAUGCAACAAUGUUGGGGUCAACAUCUAUGUGGACGCUGUCAUCAACCACAUGUGUGGAGCUGGGGGUGGAGAGGGAACCCACUCCUCAUGUGGAAGCUGGUUUAGUGCUGGCAGAAAGGACUUCCCCAGUGUCCCAUUUACCCACUGGGACUUCAAUGACCACAAAUGCAGGACUGGAAGUGGCAAUAUUGAGAACUAUGGUGAUGCCAAUCAGGUUCGUGACUGCCGUCUGGUUGGUCUGCUGGACCUUGCCUUGGAGAAAGAUUACGUUAGGGGCAAGGUGGCAGGCUUCAUGAACAAGCUGAUUGACAUGGGUGUGGCUGGAUUCAGAGUGGAUGCCUGCAAGCACAUGUGGCCCGGCGACCUGGCUGCUAUCUAUGGCCGUCUGCACAAUCUCAACACCAAAUGGUUCCCUGGUGGCUCCAGACCCUUCAUCUUCCAGGAGGUUAUUGAUCUUGGUGGUGAGCCCAUUACAUCUAGAGAGUACUUCCAUCUGGGAAGGGUAACUGAGUUCAAAUAUGGUGCCAGACUGGGAACUAUCUUCAGGAAGUGGAACGGCGAGAAGCUGUCUUACACCAAAAACUGGGGAGAGGGUUGGGGUUUCAUGCCCAAUGGCAAUGCUCUCGUCUUCGUUGACAACCACGACAACCAGAGGGGCCAUGGUGCUGGUGGUGCGUCCAUUGUUACCUUCUGGGACGCCAGGCUCUACAAGAUGGCCGUUGGCUACAUGCUGGCACACCCUUACGGAGUAACCAGGGUGAUGUCUAGCUUCCGCUGGAACCGCCACAUUGUGAACGGAAAGGAUCAGAAUGACUGGAUGGGCCCUCCAAGCCAUGGUGAUGGAUCCACCAAGUCUGUUCCCAUCAACCCUGACCAGACUUGUGGAGAUGGAUGGGUGUGUGAGCACAGAUGGCGUCAGAUCAAGAACAUGGUCGCUUUCCGUAAUGUGGUCAAUGGACAGCCUCACUCCAACUGGUGGGACAACAGGAGCAACCAGGUUGCAUUUGGACGUGGUAAUCGUGGUUUCAUCAUCUUCAACAAUGAUGACUGGGACCUGGAUGUGACCCUGAACACUGGCAUGCCCGGUGGCACCUACUGUGACGUCAUCUCUGGCCAGAAGGAGGGACACAGGUGCACUGGGAAGCAGAUCCAUGUUGGAGGUGAUGGCCGUGCCCACUUCAGGAUCAGCAACAGAGACGAGGACCCCUUCGUUGCUAUCCAUGCCGAAUCCAAGCUGUAAAUACAUCCAUGGGCAACUUUAAAUAAAAAAAAAAAAAAAAUCAA
Molecule: messenger RNA, 1630 nt
Organism: Lates calcarifer (barramundi perch)
Lineage: Eukaryota; Metazoa; Chordata; Actinopteri; Centropomidae
Product: alpha-amylase
Exons: 9
Coding region: 48-1586 (512 amino acids)
Biological process (GO): carbohydrate metabolic process
Molecular function (GO): alpha-amylase activity; cation binding
Source: RefSeq, a predicted model, not a curated record